Sorghum bicolor (sorghum) is the source of this 1408-nucleotide messenger RNA. RefSeq names its product LRR receptor-like serine/threonine-protein kinase EFR. Gene Ontology annotation, molecular function: protein binding. Lineage: Eukaryota; Viridiplantae; Streptophyta; Magnoliopsida; Poales; Poaceae. Bases 299 to 1408 code for a protein of 369 amino acids. The record is from RefSeq and is a predicted model, not a curated record. The transcript has a single exon.
CUGCUGCUGUGUUUGGGAGUUGGCAACACCUGUUGCUCGUCAAUCCAUGGCAACAGAACGGAUCUGUUCUCACUCCUAGACUUCAAGGACGGCAUCACGAACGAUCCAUAUGGAACCUUGAGCAAUUGGACCUCCAACAUCCACUUCUGUCAUUGGCAUGGUGUGAAUUGCAGUUCCAGGCGACCAUAUCGCGUCACGGGGCUCAAACUCACCGGCCAAAUCUUAGUAGGCAAAAUCAGCUCCUCUCUUGGAAACCUGACCUUCCUAACAACACUUGAUCUAUCCGAUAAUAGCUUCCAUGGCCACGUACCUCUUCUUAACAAGCUCCAAAACCUGGACACAAUAUCUCUGUGGGGGCAACCUUUUAGAGGGUGUUAUUCCCGAUGGGCUUACAAACUGUUCCAACUUAGUCGAACUAGAUCUCUCUAAAAACAAUCUCACAGGUGCGAUUCCUCCUAAAAUUUGUUUCCUUACCAAGCUAAAAGAUAUCCUCCUUUACAAUAAUCAUCUCACUGGGGUCAUACCUCCAGCCUUGGGCAAAAUUACCACAUUAGAAGCAGUUGAUCUUUCAGAAAACCAACUCAAUGGAAGCAUUCCUGACAAGGUUUGGGAAAUGCCAAACAUAAAACAGUUGUUCCUUUAUGAAAAUAACUUAUCAGGUGGAAUCCCCCGGACUCUAUCUUACUUAUCUUCUCUUGUGGUGUUAUCCUUGGUGUCUAACAUUCUAGGUGGUACAUUGCCAUCAAACAUAGGAUAUGCCCUCCCUAAUCUCCAAUCACUUUAUUUGGGAAACAACACGUUUAAGGGUCAUAUUCCAACUUCCCUAGGCAAUAUUUCAGGUCUACAAUAUUUGGAUCUAUCGUUUAAUUAUUUCAGAGGACAAAUCCCACGCUCUUUCGGAUAUCUUUCACAAUUGAGAGUCGUAAACCUUGGCACCAACUUGCUUGAAGCUAGGGAUAGUGAAGGGUGGGAAUUCCUUGAUGCCCUGGCAAACUGUAUUUAUCUACAAACGCUUUCGCUGGCUGAAAAUGAGCUACACGGAUCUAUACCCUAUUCAGUUGGUAAUCUUCCGAUCACUCUUCAAUAUCUAUUCAUUGGUGGGAACAACCUAUCAGGAAUAGUUCCCCCAAGUAUUGGGAAACUUACUGGCUUAGUUCAACUAUCACUAGACCAAAACUAUCUAGCUGGCACAAUUGAAGGAUGGAUAAGAAAUAUGAAAAAUCUAGAACAUUUAAAUCUUGAAUCGAACAGCUUUACAGGAACAAUUCCACCUUCCAUUGGCCAUUUGACACGUUUAAUAUUUCUCUCUCUUGCUAAAAAUCAAUUCACAGGUUUUAUACCACCUAGGGCCUUGUUCGGCAGCUUGGGAUCCAAUCCAGAAGAUUAUUCAAUCCAGGCCAGGAAUUAG